This is a messenger RNA of Portunus trituberculatus (swimming crab), 3945 nucleotides long. RefSeq names its product mucin-3A-like. Bases 81 to 3458 code for a protein of 1125 amino acids. The record is from RefSeq and is a predicted model, not a curated record. The transcript is spliced from 3 exons. Lineage: Eukaryota; Metazoa; Arthropoda; Malacostraca; Decapoda; Portunidae.
CCAGGUGAAGUGUGUGAAGGCAAGACAGUGUCUCGACAGCACCCAACCGGCGACAGUCCAAGCAUCCAAAACGUGUCAGCAUGGGGCGACCACCCAACAUUCUCCUUCAUGCUGUGCUGUUCACAGUGAUAUGGACAGUAUCUGCCGAAGACCUUGAUACCGCUUUACACCGGUCUAGCAUCAUCCCAAACCAGUUCAAUGAUAUGAGUAUCUUAAAACGAGACCUUUCACAACAAACUAAUACAAACUCCUACAAGACUGCCAUCCCAUCUUGGAGCGUUACCACUUCGAGAAGAUUUGACACCUCCUACUCAAUAACAUACUCAUUCACCUCCACAUACUCAACUGAUUUGACCACAUACAAAACUGAUACAAUCUCAUACAUGACUGAUAUAACCACAUACCAAGUCAUUACAAUUUCAUACCCGACUGUUACCACCACUACUUCCUUACACACAACUAUUAUGUCAUACUCGACUUACACUUCUUCAUACACAACUAUUACUACAUCAUACAUGAAGUAUACCACUUCAUUACAUUCUUAUAGUACUUCCUCAUUACACACUUUUGUUACAUCAUCCUAUAGCACCACAUAUACAACGUACACCACAAAGCAGUUUGUUAAAUCACGUCCAAGUGUUAAAACCAAAUAUACAACUAUUACCACAACAUAUCCCGCUGUCAUCACCUCAUACCAGACUCAUACAACUACAUACAUGAAAACUGUCGCCAUAUACACAACUUUUACUACUUCAUACACUGCAUAUACCACAUGUCUAACCAGUGCCAACUCAAAGACAUCUUUAUCAAACACGAGAACUACCACCUUGUAUAAGACUAACAGCAUGUCAUGUUCAAAUGUUGUUCCAAUAAGUACUAGUAUCCUCUCCAUCACAGUUACUGAAACUCUGUAUAAGACAGUUACCACUUCAUACCCAGGCGAUACUUCACUUUCCACCUAUGUUACCUCCUACCUGACUACCACUACAAACAUGGCUACCGUAUACGAAAUUAUUACCUCAUUCACAUACGAUACCACCUCAUCUAUCACUCAAACCACUAAAUACCCAAUAAAAGGAUCAUCCAAAAGUAUUACCUCAUCCAAGAAAACAGAAAUUCAAACAACUAAGAGCACCAAAACACAUGAAUUGGGGUAUGGAAGUGUGUAUGUCUCUAUGAUACCUGGUAUUGAUCUAGUCGAUAUCAGUGGCUGCAUAAUCGGAGAAUGGUACAAGAAGCACCUGAACAUCCCAUGGGGUUCACAUCACGUGGUGCAUCACUGGAUACUUUAUACAAGGCCACCACAACAAAAACCUAUCGAGCCAACAUGCAGCACAAUGACUCAGAUCUGCACCACAACCAUACAUAUAUGGAAGACUACAUCUGUCACCAAAACUCGGACCCACACUGAUUGGAACACUGUAUCUGUCAAAAGUUGGAAAACUGUAACCUUAACAGGGACGAAAACUAAUCAUCAAACUAUAACUUCCAACAAAUGGGUCACCACAACCACAAGAAUAUACAAGACUUACACUUCCACUAAAUGGCAAACCAGAACUGCAUACAAUACUAGAACCAUAAGUCUAUGGCGGACUAAAACUGUGACUGGUAUAAAAACUUUAAGUGUUUGGCAAACCAGUUUUGUGCACCUGACAACACAUUCAAGAAUUUGGAAGACCAUAGUCUCAACUUCAUGGAAAACCAGAACCACUUACCUAACUCACUUAUCAACAAAUUUUGUGACUAAUACAGUAACCCAAACUAAAACCAAUACUAAAUUGGUGACUACAAAUGUGGUACAGACUACAACUAGCAAAAUAUAUUCAGUAAUAACAUCAUCUCAAUGGUACACCAAAACCGCAUAUGGAACUCGAACCUCUAUGCUUUAUCAGACCAAAACUAUGACCCAAAUUACAACCACUACUAGAUGGGUGACUGCAACUGUGACACAGAGCACAACUACGACUAGAUAUUUAACAAAAACAUCAAUGUUGACAAAAACCAAAUAUCAAACUCAAACCAUAAGAAAAUGGGUGACUGCAACUGUGACACAUACUAAAACCUCAAAUGUAUAUUCUGUGAAACUUUCAACAAUAUGGCACACCAGUAUGUUGACUCUCACCAAAACAAAAAGCACAACUGUGACUUCAAUUAAUACCCAUACUGCAAAAAAGACAUCACUGGUAUAUAGUACAACAUUUUCACCAGUUUGGCUUACCAGAACUACAAGUAUAUGGCAAACCAAAACUAACACUCAAAUCGUCACCUUACGUGAAAUGAAGACCACAACAGUUACUUAUGUAUACACAACAUACUCAUGGUCCACCACAUUUGUAACAGGAACAACCACCCAUACCACAUGGACAGGCUCAACUAUUACCCCUAGCACAACCAUCAUGACCAGAACAUCUGAUCUAUGGAUAACCAAGGUCUCCACCAUAUUCACGACAAUAACUCAUGGUAAACUGCUAACCACAACCUUGAGCUUGUGGCACACAAAAACCAAAACUGAGACUAAAAUCAUUACAUCAGGUGCAUGGAUAACCAGAACUGUUACUAAAACAAUAACCGCCACAACAUGGCCUGCCACUUUAACAACCACCUCCCACAUAUGGGUAACCUUGACUACAACCAGUACUUUAACUAACAGUAAAUAUAUAACUCAAACAUCAAGCGUAUGGAAAACCACUACUUCAGUAACAUAUCUGACUAAAACAUCCAGUGUUUGGAAAACUACAACAAAGAGUCUAUGGCAAACUAAAACUGUUACUAAUACACUGAAUACAAGUGUAUGGGUUAGUAGUACUGUGACACACACUAAAACUAUUAGCAUUUCGCUAACUGUAACUCCAAUAGUGGAUACUACUACUCUAAUUACAACAACAGUCACUUACCCUACCACCACUGUGACUCAUACCGUGACCAAGAUUACGAGCACAAUCAACACUCAAACCAAUACACCUUGUAUCACAUGUGGGACCAAAACAGUCACAAGCAAGACUUCACAAGUAUGGUCCACCUCAUACACACUCGUUGUUCCUACAACAACCAUAGCAAUCUCCACGUACACCCCCACAAGUGUAAUUUGGACCAAAGUUGACAUCAAUACCAUAACUAUUACUAGUACAUGGACUUAUACAGGUUGUAUGACAACCAUUUUAAGUUCCUGUUGGGCAAGAAGUGGUCUUUUAAGAUCAAUGAACUCUUGCUUAACAUCCACCUACACUCCAUGUUUGACAACAACUUUAACACCACAGCUGACAACCACUCUUGUUCCUGGUGCUCAAAUAGUACCCCGGUUCAUGUCCACAACCAUAUCGACGUGGCUGACUACUAGCCUAGUUCCAGGAAGAGUAACAACCCUGACUCCAUUUUUCACCAUGUCUUAUAGCAUGUUAUACAACAUAAACCAGGACUUUCCACAUAAAACAAUAUCCUCCAGUCAACUUAUGACCUAAGCCCCAGCACAAAGUGUGGCUCAACAUGUGCUCCAAGAUACCCACAUUAGCGUGGUCUGAGGAGCCUAUUGGGAUGAAAAAGACUGUUACUAUUUGUUCUUGCUUUGUAUUCCUGUAUUUCCUUGUUACUGGGUAAAUGUCUGAUUCAUUGACCAAAUUUGCAUUUUACUCUCUGCAUUUAAGAAGAGCUCUAAUCUGGAGGAAUUUUGUAUUAAACUCAAGACAUAUUGCUUGCUAUGAUAUAAGAAAUGUCCUUAUUACCUUGAUGAAAUAUUUCCAAGACGUCAACACGUACGGACAGUGAAAUAAGUACCAGUGUGCCAUCAGUGUAUUUGUAUUUGGGUUGAGGUGGUGAAGACAGACAUGUACAGAACAUCAACUAUCACUAACAAGAUAAGAACAUAUAAGAUAGAACAAUAACAAUAAUAAUUGGCUUUAUAUUCUUCUAUGUAACUGUGUGGUUUGAAAUGCACUACAUAUAUAGCAA